AUGGGUUGGCCCUACCGCUUCAUAGACCUUUCAACUGAAGAGGUCCAGCUUCGCAGAGAAACACUAGACCGCUAUGGCGCCUAUGCUCAUUACUCGGCCUUGGCACCAAUCGUCCUGGCCUUGCUCGUCCGCCUUGGAUCCUAUCUCCGACGACGCUGGCAGCAGAGUGCCGCCUACGACGCCGUCCCCGACUCGCCUGUCUUGAAAGAGAGAAGACAGAGCUGGAGCGGCAACUUGGAGGCCAAAAUCCGGAAGGGCAAGUGGUGGCUGGACGAUGAUGUCUACUUCAUGGGUCAGCACUGGGGGCAGAAAGACCAGUGGGUCUUUGGUUUGGCUUGGGCCUCAUGGCUACUUGUUCUGAGUGUAUUGGAGACGGGUGAUGACUACCUCCAUAUCACCAAGCGUUUCGGCAUCAUCGUCGCCUCCCAGAUUCCAUUCCAGUAUCUCCUGGCGUUGAAGAGCUUCAGCCCCAUCGCCAAGGUUUUCGGCACAUCCCACGAGGAGCUCAAUAAGUGGCACCGCGUCCUCUCCCGCGUGACGCUCUCCCUUCUCGUGUUGCACGUCAUGUUCUACCUGAACUUCUUCGUUGCAAAGGGCCUCGUUCAAAAGCGCCUCUUCGCGCCUAUUGUAUUCGCCGGCGUCGUCGCCUUUGCAACCAUGAACAUGAUGACCUCAACCGCCGCCGCCGCAGUCCGUAGGUACUCCUACCGAAUCUUCUUUGUGACCCAUCUUGUAGGCGCCUUCGCCGUCCCGCCGCUCGUCUUCUUCCACGCCAAGUCAGCCCGCCUCUUCAUGGCCAAGGCCCUCGUCGUCUUCCUCAUCGACAUUGUUGUCCGCCGUCUCCGCACCGUCACGGCACCCUCUAAGCUUGAGACCGUCCCCGGAACGAACUUGGUCAAAAUUUCGGCCUCCAUCCCCCAGGACAAGGUUAAUGCUUUCUGCGCCCGUCCGGGUUCCCACAUCUAUCUCAGCGUCCCUCCCGCAGCGCGGUCCGGCGCCGGUCCAAUGUCCUCAAAGGCCAUGCUAUUCGAGUUCCUCUUCAACCCCUUCACCGUGGCUGCCGUCGACGAAGAGGCCGGUAAUCUCACCCUGGUAGCUCGCGAACUCGACGGGCCUUUGACAAAACAUCUCGGCCGCUUCGCCAACGCGGGCACCGGCACCCACGACAACAAAGUUCCGCUAUGCCUCGAGGGCCCCUACGGCGCCGCAUCUCUUCAUUUUGACAAGCUCAUCAGCCAUUCCGUCGACCGCGUCCUGCUCAUAGCCGGCGGGGUAGGCGCAACAUUCACCAUCCCCAUCUAUCAGGCCAUCCUCCAGGACAAUCCCAACACCAAGGUCGACCUCGUCUGGUCUGUCCGCAGUGCGGGCGACGUGACCUGGGCCAUGUCAGCCGGCAAGUCCACCAAGAGCGUCCUCGAUGACCCUAACGUCCAAAUUUACUACACUGGCGACGCCCUCGACUCGGACGCCACGGGCCCCAUGGCCGGCCUCCCCGCCGAGACAAACCCUGAGGGCGAGAUGGAGAUGAGCGCCAUUUCAUCGCCCGGCCCCAGUAGGAACCGCCUUACGAGCCAGCAACACCGUAAGCGUCCGGACCUGCGUAAGAUCAUCGACGACGUCUUCAAGAAGGGCGCCGAGGAGAGAAUCGCCGUGCUCGUGUGCGGGCCUUCCGCGAUGGGGCGGGAGGUGCGCGAGUAUGUCGGCGCGUGGGUCAUGAGGGGCCGCGAGGUGGUGUGGCACAACGAGGGCUUUGGGUGGUAG
Molecule: messenger RNA, 1761 nt
Organism: Colletotrichum graminicola M1.001
Lineage: Eukaryota; Fungi; Ascomycota; Sordariomycetes; Glomerellales; Glomerellaceae
Product: ferric reductase like transmembrane component
Exons: 2
Coding region: 1-1761 (586 amino acids)
Biological process (GO): copper ion import; iron ion transport; intracellular iron ion homeostasis
Cellular component (GO): plasma membrane
Molecular function (GO): ferric-chelate reductase activity
Source: RefSeq, a predicted model, not a curated record